CUACCACAGAACCACCUACAACAACACCAGAACCUACCACAUCAUCUACGUUAUCAACACCACCCCCUGGAUCAACACGUGAAACAAUAAGUCCUGUAACAGGAACAACAACACCAUCUAUAUCAAAACCGGUUGUUAUAGAUACAGCAACAACAGAAUCACCUACUUCGACCCUUAUACCAACAACUACCACAAAGCCUACUACAACAGAAUCAACCACAUCACCUGUGCCAACAACUACCACAAAGCCCACUACAACAGAAUCAACCACAUCACCUGUGACAACUACCACAAAGCCCACUACAACAGAAUCAACCACAUCACCUGUGCCAACAACUACCACAAAGCCCACUACAACAGAAUCAACCACAUCACCUGUGCCAACAACUACCACAAAGCCUACUACAACAGAAUCAACCACAUCACCUGUGACAACUACCACAAAGCCCACUACAACAGAAUCAACCACAUCACCUGUGCCAACAACUACUACAAUGUUUCCUACUACAACACCAGGGACCACCACUUCACCUACCCCUACACCAACUCCACACUACGACUGCCCUGAAUGGGACAAAAACACUAAUGAGACCUUCAUCUUGUGUAACUGCACUAUGGCAAGAUGCAUAGAAGACAACAUCAUCGAAAUUAUUCCAUUUGAAUGCCCUCCACUUCAGAACAUUACCUGUGAAAAUGGCAAAAAUCCAGUGCUUGUCUAUGAUGAGCACUACUGUUGCCAGUAUUACACAUGUGACUGCUUCUGUGAAGGCUGGGGUGACCCACAUUACAUCACAUUUGAUGGACUCUUCUACAGUUACCAAGGAAACUGCACUUAUAUAUUAAUGGAGGAAAUUAGGCCUCAAUACCACUUGACGAUUUACAUUGACAAUGUCUUCUGUGACCCUAUUGAGCAUGUAUCCUGUCCUAGAUCUAUUAUUGUUUCAUACAACAAUCAAGUCAUAACACUUAAAAAUCACAAUUUCUUCGGAGGUGCAGAACUAGAGGCUCUGAUGGGCGAUGUUCUGUUGACGCUACCAUAUGCUCACAAUGGUGUGAGGGUUGUAAGCUCGAGUUUAGACCUGUUCCUAAGUAUUCCACAGCUCAAUGUUGAUGUAUCCUUUGGAGCCACCGGCUUUAGCAUCAACCUGCCAUUCCAGCAUUUUGGAAACAACACACAAGGUCACUGUGGAACAUGCAACAACAACAAGGCUGAUGACUGCAUGAUCCCUGGAGGGAUCUUGGUGGACGACUGUUCGGUGAUGGCAGAUUAUUGGGCAGCCAGUGGUGUAAAUGAUGAAAUGUGUACUCCACCAACUGCAUUGCCAACUGUUGGAGGUGAUAUCAAACCUACACCUAAGCCAUGCAAGGCCCAUCCUGACUGCUUUCUCCUUGGUAGCGAGUUGUUUGAAGCGUGCCAUGCUCAUGUGUCUCCUGAAAACUUCUUUAUGGGAUGUGAAUACGAUAGUUGCCAUAUGAGCAACCCCGCUGUUGUGUGUACCAGUUUGCAGAGUUACGCAAGGUCUUGCUCUCAGUUAGGGAUCUGCGUACACUGGAGGAAUUACACUAACCUUUGCAAUAUUGAAUGCGCAGAAGAUAAAGUCUUCAAUCCUUGUGGUCCUGCUGAGCCACCAAGCUGUGACGAUAUACCUGAACAGAGAACCAUUACAGUGCCCACAGAGGGCUGCUUCUGUCCUGAAGGCACAAUGCUCUUCAACAAGGACUCAGGAGUCUGUGUCAGCAAAUGCGGAUGCAUGGAUGCCUCUGGGACACCACGUGAGUUUGACGAGGUUUUCGAGUACAACUGCGAGGAGUGCGUCUGUGAAAGAGCCAGCAAAUCAGUGACCUGUAAACCCAAGAGUUGUCCUGGCGGAAACCCUGAGGUCUGCACUGAACCUGGCUUUGUGCUGGUCAACUACACCGAUCCCUCAGAACCGUGCUGCAGCAAACAAGUCUGCAAUUGUGAUGUCAGCAUGUGUCCACCUUUGGAUAAGAAGUGUAAUAUUGGAUAUGCACCAAUCCUGGACGUUCCUGAAGGCAAAUGCUGUCCAGAAAUUAAAUGCGAGCCAAAGAAAGUGUGUGUUCACAAAAACACAGAGUAUGAGCCUGGUACCACCAUCCCUGUCAUUGACUGUCAAGAAUGCAAAUGUACUUGGGAUGUGGAUCCCAAAUCACAGUUUUUCAAGAUCAAGUGUGGAUUUGUGCAGUGCAAUGAGAAAUGCGAUCCUGGUUAUGAAUAUAUUGAUGACUUUAGCGACUGCUGUGGAAAGUGUGUGCAAACUCACUGCGUUGUCAAUAUUGAUGGCGUCAAUCAUGUACUGCAGGAGGGAGCCUCUCUGCCCACUUCAAACCCAGGCUGUGACAAAAUCACAUGCAGUAAAGUUAAUGGACAGUUCAUCACUGUCAAAUACACAGUCCAGUGUCCUCCUUUCAACAUUUCCAACUGCCAGCCUGGCACUGUUCAGUUGUCAGCCGAUGGCUGCUGCCAUGUUUGUGUGGACCAAAUUAAGGGAUGUCAAGUACAGUCCAUUCGAGAUUUCAUAAAGCACAACGACUGUCAGUCAGAGAAGAAAAUGGACCUGGCGUUUUGUGGUGGAGACUGCAACAGUUUUAGCAGGUACGCUAAUCCUGGAUUGUCCUCCUGUAGCUGUUGCCAGGCAACACGCUCAAGUAAUCGCACAGUCGAUCUUGCUUGUGUAAACGGAGACAUAAUAAAUCACACAUACAUCCAUGUUGAAGAGUGUUCCUGCAGCAGAACUAAAUGUCACGAAGCGGAAGUGAGCCAAACACUCGCUGAAACCAGCAGAAGGAAACGUAGCGUCAGAUUUCCGUGAACAGCAGUGGGGAAAUCCGACCCAAAACAAAUCUUAGUGAAGCUUUGAUCGGAAACUAAUUUAAAAUUGCACAUGCUGUAUGUUUAACUUUUCUUCAACUUUAUCUAUAGAGCUUUGUUUGUUUUUCUUUGUUGGAUAAAUGUGUACUGUUUUCCUUGCAUGCAAUUAAAAGCAAUUAAAAAAGCAUUUUAAACCUAAA
Molecule: messenger RNA, 3030 nt
Organism: Danio rerio (zebrafish)
Lineage: Eukaryota; Metazoa; Chordata; Actinopteri; Cypriniformes; Danionidae
Source: RefSeq, a predicted model, not a curated record